AGGUAUCACUUAUGUGAAGAACUCUAAAUCUCCUGUGUGUGUGAGGGCAAUCUCUCGGACCUGUCUCACCUGAAAGACCCUCUUAAUAGAGAAAAUAGGGGCCAAACACAUCGAUUAUGGAGACUAGAGGAGUGAUUGCGCUUUGUUUCACCUGUCUCAGCUUGUUCAGCGGAGCGCAUGGCGAUAAACGGGACAUUUUCGCGAAAGUUGUGGAUUUGGUGUCUCCAGGACAGGAGUUCCUCACAGAAGAUGCGGUUCGCUCGGUUUUUGAACGGCUGGAGGAACGUGUGCAGUGCUCCGGUGUGUCGUGUGGAAAGUGCCUCUCUGUGGAACAUUUGCCCCAGCUGUUGAGUAACUACACCAGCUCACAGGGGCUGCAGAUGGAGGACUUCUUCACGAUGGCCCCUGGGUGCUGCUUGUUUCUGAGCGGUCCACUUCACACCUGCGGGGUCAUUCAUGAGGGCCACUGGGGCGAAGAGACCGAGCAUUUCAUUGAAACAAUCUUAGGCCACGGUCACCAUGAUGACCAUAACAACAACACGCCCACCAGCCAUCCUCCCCAUGGUGAUAUCAGCGCCACAGAAUAUGAGGGUUUAGAGAGACUGUUUCAUGACAUGGAAAAAUACUCUCAGCCCGACACACAUGAGUCAUGUCUCUCUCUGAACGACAUCCUGGAAGAGAGCAGCGAUGAUCACGGAGACCACACGCAUGUCGAGCUGGAUGCCGUGUUCGGAAACAUCGUGUUUCACGCUCUGCGUGGAGACUGCAUGAGGGCGUACGUCCUGCCUGAGCAAGAGUACUUCCUUGAUUACAUCUUCAACCUGUUUGGCUCUGAAAAUCUCACACUUCAUGAUUUUGAAGAGCUUCUGAAGACCUUAAACCUGGGCGGAGAGGAACACGAUCAUGACCACGACCAUCUUGAAGCUGAAUCCCACCACAGAAUGACCCGCAAACAAAGUCAUCCAGAGGGUCACCAUAGCAACAGCAGCUGGGAUGCGACGUGUUUCAGUGCUGAAGAUCUUCUAAGAAUCCACCAGAUAAACUCCACAGCACUGACCCGAGAUCAGUUCACACAGCUCAGUCCUGCCCUGAUUCAACAGAUACUCAGUGGAGGCUGUUCUCAGAUCAGCCCCAGUCCAGUGAUACCCAACUCGCUCAGUGCCGCUGAGAAAUAUGGAUACGCCACCCUCGCCAACCUCAUCAUCUGUCUGAUGGCCAUGUUUGGAAUCGUGGUGCUGUUGUUUUCCGCCUGUACUCAAGUGUUUGAACUCUGCAUUCAGUUCUGCAUCAGUCUCGCUGUGGGGUCGCUGACCGGUGACGCGCUAUUGCAUCUCCUGCCUGCGUUUUUGGGCCUUCACGUUCAUGAUGACGGAAACAAUCACGACCAUUCAGAAGACAACCUCGACUUUGUGUACAAACUCUUGGUGCUCAUUGGAGGCAUCUAUUUCUUCUACGUGAUGGAAACCAUCUUCUCCAUCAUUACUCGUGGAGAACAUCACCACCAUCAUGAUGGAGAGGAGUCGGAUCUUCAUCACUGUGACCACGGGAAAGUUCUGCAGAUGUUCCAGAGAGACAAACAGAACAAACACUCAAGCUCUCAGGCUGAUCUGGUGGAUACAGAAAAAAACGAGAAGUCCUUCCUGGAGCCUGCUGUCCACAGAAGAGAACAGCGUUUGCUUCCUUAUAUGAUCACCAUUGGCGACAGCAUACAUAACUUUGCGGAUGGUUUGGCAGUCGGCGCUGCGUUCUCCGUGUCGUGGCGAUCAGGACUGGCCACGUCACUGGCCGUACUCUGUCACGAGCUGCCACAUGAGUUGGGUGAUUUUGCGAUCCUCUUACACUGCGGAGUGUCGGUCAAGAAUGCCCUGUUGUUUAAUGUGGGCAGCGCUCUCACCUCCUUCAUUGGAUUGUACAUCGCAUUGUCUGUCUCAACGGAAACUGUCGCCACGGAGUGGAUUUCGGCUGUGACUGCCGGUCUCUUCCUGUAUGUUGGUCUGGCAGACAUGCUUCCGUCCAUGGUUCACGUUGACAGUAAGAGACCUUGGAUGAUAUUUCUUCUGCAGAAUCUGGGACUUUUGUGCGGCUGGGGCAUUCUGUUGUUGCUGUCCUUUUAUGAAGACCAGAUAGGGGUCUAAAAAUACAAUCUCAUUAGUUUUUAUUUGUGCCUUAUUCCUAUAUUUCUCUUCUUAGAAUAUGUUUUGUAUGGUAGUUAUUGGAACAUGAAAUAUGUGCAAUUUUGUUCUGCCCUUUCUUAUGUGUUUUCGUACAGAAUAUUUUUAUAUUUUUUAAAUUGCAUCUACGCUUGAAUGGAACGGCCUGCGGUGUAAAAAUCAACUGUGUGCUGCUUACAGCAAAGAAAACUGCUAAAUCUCAUCAAAUACUCUCUGAAACAGCUAAAACAAGCAGCUUUUGCACAUUUUCUGGAGUCAUUAUUUGUAUUCAUUAACAAUGAUUAAUCAUUCAUUCAUCUCAAUCACAUUUACUGUACUGAUCAUGGCCAUAAGCGCUCUGGAUAUGAUUAAACGGCUUCAAUGUUG
Molecule: messenger RNA, 2537 nt
Organism: Myxocyprinus asiaticus (Chinese sucker)
Lineage: Eukaryota; Metazoa; Chordata; Actinopteri; Cypriniformes; Catostomidae
Product: zinc transporter ZIP4-like
Exons: 12
Coding region: 117-2135 (672 amino acids)
Biological process (GO): intracellular zinc ion homeostasis; zinc ion import across plasma membrane
Cellular component (GO): membrane
Molecular function (GO): zinc ion transmembrane transporter activity
Source: RefSeq, a predicted model, not a curated record